ACUCAGCUGUUGUGUUUCUUUCCGACUGUGGCUUGGGUUGCUAAUAAAUUUGGAAAAUAUCUAUAAAAAUGGAGAGCGCUUCUUUAUAUUUAGUGGACGAGCGCAUAAAAACGUUCAAAAACUGGCCUUUUAGUGACAAGGACAAGUGUAAUGUGCGUAAUAUGGCUGAGGCCGGGUUUUACUCGGUUGCUACGGGCGACGACGACGCUGAUGCUGCGAAGUGUUUUCUUUGUGGUAAAGAGUUGGAUGGAUGGGAAGCAACCGACGACCCGUGGGCAGAACACAAGAGCCACGCCGCUCAGUGCGCGUUUGUGCAGCUGGGCAAGAAAGAAAAUGACUUGAUGCUAUCGGAAUUCCUAUCUGUGGUCCAACAGUACAUGAUUAACGAGACUACAAAACGGUUUGCAACCAAUGCCAAAGAGAAGAUCGACGAAAAUGCCAAACUGAUACGUCGGAGAAUCAUGGCCUCUAAGUAACUUUCACACCUUAGAUUUACACAACACUUGCCCUGCCCAUUAUGACGUGGCUCGAUUAGGCUCACAGUUAGCCCCCUUAUGUAUUUUAAAUGGAAUGUCUGAAAGUUUCCGGUGUGUCACUUGGCAACUCAAUCAGUGAGCAAGCAACAUUAGCUGCGAUACUGAUUGAGUCACAGUAAACAUUGCUCGUGAUCGGCAGCGUAUAUGGCUAAUAUGCAACAGCUCGCGGCUCAAUUGAGACACCACUCUGAGUCAGUCAGUGGAUAGUCACUGUGAGCCAAUGGGACACGGCCUUAUGGAUUGCUGGAACAAGUUUAUAUGUAAUCUAGACGUCAUACAUUUAAUUAGCCUAGUAGUUUUAAUUAAUUAUAAAAGAAUAUAAUUAAUAAAUAGUGAGUUUAAAUUACUACAGUUUAAUAAAUAUUUUCUACUUAGCAUGACGUAAAUAGAUUUGCAAUGUUAAGACAAAUACUGUGCCUUAUAGGCAAGGAAUAUAAUAUUUUGUAAAAAAGUAACUUGAAAUUAAUAUUUGAAUACUUAGGUUUUAAUACUAUUUUUUGACUGUAUGAGAAUACUGGAGUGAUUGCAUUAAUGAUAUUAAUAAUAUUCAUUGACAAUAAAAUAUACAUAAGUUCACGCCCAGGGGAAGGCAGAGACAAUAGAAUAUUAAUUUAAUAUUGGUAUUAAUACCCCAACAGUGAAUGCAGUUGUGAUCUUAUGUUAGACUAAUUUUAUGAUUAUUAAACUUGAAAAUCUUGAAAUGCGAUGACAUUAAAAAAGUAGAAAAUUUAAUCUUUAUGUAAGGCCCUACCUGUGAAGCGUAAUAUUUUUAUUUUAUUAAAAAAUAAAAAUCUUACUGAAUUGAAUUCGAAUAAUGAACUGUAUUUCUGUGCAUCAAAUACAAUUACAUACAUGAACUAUGAAAAACAAUAAACAAUAUGUAAUAAUAA
Molecule: messenger RNA, 1426 nt
Organism: Pectinophora gossypiella (pink bollworm)
Lineage: Eukaryota; Metazoa; Arthropoda; Insecta; Lepidoptera; Gelechiidae
Gene: Det
Product: baculoviral IAP repeat-containing protein 5
Exons: 2
Coding region: 69-476 (135 amino acids)
Source: RefSeq, a predicted model, not a curated record